GAGGGGGGUGGGGGGGAGAGGAUGUUUGUGGAUCAGCCGGCGUGUCCACCUCAGCUCCUGCUGCGGGGCUGGGGAGCGGUGCUGCUGUCCCAGUGCUUGUCCUCCGUGUCCUCCCAGGUCCCGGAUCCCGAGCUUUUGCCCACAGAUCCCCCGAAGAAGCCGGACCCCAUCACCUCAGAGUCUGUGGUUUUCUGGGGGCUGCGGUUAUGGCAGGUCAUCGCCAUCUUUUCAAUGUUUAUUUUAGCAAUCAUUAUCACCCUAUGUUGUAUAUUCAAGUGUCGCAUCCCGAGGACCAAAAAGGAAAUAGAGGCACGGCACGCGCAACGACUGGCCGCCAAGAAAUACGCCAACACGUUAGAGACGGUGCCACCGCUGAACGAGCUGACGGAGAUCCCCGGAUCUGCAAAGGUAGAAGAGAAAGAAGAGGUGAACACAGUCUCUGGUAAAGUGGACGCCGAUAAAGGAGACAAGAAGUCCAAGGAGGGCAAGAAGGAGGGCAAGGCUGCCAAACAAGAGAAAGGAGACGAAAAGGAUGCGUCGUCAAAGAAGGGCGAAAAGGGACCCAAACCAGACGCUGCUGGAGGAAAAGGGAAGAAACCUGGAGAGAACGGGGACAAAGGGGAGAAAGGAGGCAAAGCGGCGGCUAAAGGGGGGGCGAGGAAAGCUCAAAAGUGAACUCUCGCGCCCAGAGACAAUCACCCAAAAAGAUCAAUGCAGAUUUCUCACUGCACCACCUUUUUUCUAUCAUGACGUUUGUAUAUUAUAUUUGAAAUAAACAAAAAUCUUGUAUAUAAGAACA
This is a messenger RNA of Gasterosteus aculeatus aculeatus (three-spined stickleback), 799 nucleotides long. RefSeq names its product transmembrane inner ear (gene tmie). NCBI's taxonomy places the organism in Eukaryota, Metazoa, Chordata, Actinopteri, Perciformes, Gasterosteidae. Gene Ontology annotation, biological process: sensory perception of sound; inner ear morphogenesis. The record is from RefSeq and is a predicted model, not a curated record.